CCAGGCCCGACUCCCGGGCCGCCAGCCACGUAGCCCAACCUCGGUGGCGGUCGCGGGGCUAGAAGAGCGUCGGUGGGCUGAGCAGUCCGCUUCCCGGCCUGGCUAGGCGUCUUCUCGGGACACCGGGAAUGGUGGUAGCACUUAGGGUGUAGAAGACUGAGAGAAACACAAGGGAAGUGCGCUACUGCUAGUUGCAGCGACCGGUUUCCUCACGAGGGGAUCGCCUAAGAAACGUGGGAACGGCUGUGACCAGCAGGCGGCGCGGUGACUGCAUAGCGUGCGGUUGGUCAGAGGCUGUUUUUCAAGCGCAAGCAAGACUUGAGUGCGAGUCAUUGGACUGGGCAGUAGGACCGACUAUGAAGCUGACGGAACUUGAGCGGCCAGCUGUCCGAGUGUGGAGCCCAGCCAGCCAGCACCCUGUGUCUGGGGCCACAGGAACAUCUUCCCAGCAGCUAGAUGUCUCUUUUAGCACAAAAGGCACAUUGGAAAUCUAUGAGGUUGAUUUCAGGGACCCUUCUCUGGACUUGAAACACAAAGGAGUCCUUUCUGCCUCAAGCAGGUUUCACAAGCUGAUUUCGAGAAGCUUUGGCAAUGGGCUUCUGGAAAGCUCCGGGGUUAUUGCAGGCGGCAGAGAUAAUGGCACGCUUACUCUAUACAACGUGACUCACACCCUGUCUUCAGGAAAGGAGCCUGUGAUUGCCCAGAAACAGAAACACACAGGCCUUGACUUCAGUCCUUUCCAGGGCAACCUCCUGGCCUCAGGGGCCAGUGAUUCUGAAAUCUUCAUUUGGGAAUUGAGUAACCUGAGUGUUGCAGUGACUCUAGGAUCCAAGUUACAGCUCUCAGAAGACAUCAGGGCACUCUGUUGGAACCAGAAAGUCCAGCACAUUCUGUCUUUUGCUAACCCCAGCGGCAUGGUAGUUGUGUGGGAUCUCAGGAAGAACAAGCCUAUCAUCAAAGUCAGCGAUCACUACAACAGGAUGCAUUGCUUGGGCCUGGCCUGGCACCCAGACAUAGCCACUCAGUUAGUGCUUUGCUCAGAGGAUGACCAUCUUCCUGUGAUUCACUUGUGGGACUUGCACUUUUCCUCCUCACCUCUGAAGGUACUAGACAACCACAGCAGGGGGAUUUUGUCAAUGUCAUGGAACCAGGCUGAUGCUGAGCUCUUACUCAGCAUUGCCAAGGACAACCAGAUCUUGUGCAGGAACCUGAGGAACAGUGAGGUGGUAUACAAAUUAUCCACACUGAGCAGCUGGUGUUUUGAUGUGCAGUGGUGCCCUCAGGACCCAUCAGUGUUUUCUGCUGCCUCCUUUGAUGGCUGGAUCAAUUUGUCCUCCGUGAUGGGCUGGAGCUGGGAAGUCCCGCACAUGAGGCAGGCUGAUAAGAUUUCUUCUUUCAGCAAAGGCCAGCCUCUCCCACCAUUGUAGGCGCCAGAGCAAGUGGCCCAAGCAUCAUGGGUACCUCCCCUGAAACGCCCCCCCAGAUGUAUUCGAAGGCCAGCAGGUGUUUCCUUUGCUUUUGCGGGGGGCUUGGUUACUUUUGGCGUUCCCACCACUGCUGACCAACAUGUGCCACAGCCUUGCCCCCACCUUGCCUUCAUCAGCCAAGUCACCACAGAAUCUGAAUUCCUGAAGAGGCCGGAUGAGCUUCAGGAGGCCCUGGGAUCAGGAAAACUCCUGAAUUCUUGUCAGAACAAGAGCCAGUGAGCUUCACUGCCAAGUGACAAGAUGCUCUGGAAGUUCCUGAAGGUUGCAGCACCAUUUCCCAGGCCACAGGUCGAUCCUCAGUCAUCACUGAUACCCUUGGCACCUGUCCCUGCCAGCCUUUGCCAGGGUUCCAGCAUGCAGACUGCAGGUGUUAAUGUGGCACUUGGACCCAAGGCAGACUGGCCUUUGUCUGUGGGUCUGGGGCUCAGGCCUGGACCUCAAGAUUCCUGGGAAGAUUCUCCAACCCCCAGGGGAAACUUUAGGAGUAAAAAGCUGCCAGAGACAUUUAUGCCCCCAGCACCAAUCACUAUUCCAGUUAGGAACCUCAGUACUGAGCCACCUCAUUACCUUCCGUCACAGCUCCCGUCUUCAGGGAGUCACGCACCCCCCAGAGCUCUAGGGGACCUCAGUCUGCAGCUUCAGCAGCUGCCUGCUAAGAAGACGGAAAAGAAGGAGCUGCCCCCAGAGCAUCAGUCCUUGAGGACUAGCUUUGAGGCACUGCUCCAGCACUGCCUACUGUCUGCAGCUGACUUGAAGACAAAAAAGAAGCUGGAUGAGGCGGCCCAGUGCCUAGAAGGUCUGUAUGAGAAGCUGUGUGAAGGGACUCUCUCACCGCAUGCUGUGGCCGGGCUCCAUGGAGUCGCCCGAUGUGUGGAUGCAGGAAGUUCCACGCAGGGCCUCGAGGUGCACGCCUGUGGGAGCUGCAGCGGCAUCAGCGGGGCGUCCAGCUUCACGCCUGUCCCGAAGGCUGUCCUCCCCACUGCACAUCAGCUGCAAGGCUGAGCCGGCAGCCUUUUGCCAGAGGCCACUUCUGCUGUCACUUGCCUCCUACAGAUCGAGUUUAUUUCCCACCCCUUCCCCUGCUGCCCAGUAUGUGAGGCUAUAGGUUUAGGUCAAACCAGCUGAGGGCCUACUUUUCGCCAUUUUGUGUCUGGCCACCGAGGGUCCAUCCACGAUGUCCUCUGCUGGGGGCAGGGUGGAGAGCCAGGUCUCACUUUCCUAAGUACAGCGUUGGGAGAGGUCCUGCCCCAGGGUGUCGUCCCCAGGGAUACUCUGUUCAAGUGGAUUCUGCAUCAUUGCCUCCAAGUCUACCUCUGAGUCUGACCUUACCUGCUUGCUUCCUGCCUCUGGCUUCAUACUUUCAAGCCUGUAUUCCUCUGUAGCUCCAAGGGCUGGUAGAGAAUUGGCUGUUUUUCACCCUCUGAACAAGUCUUGAUGUGAGGGUGGGACCUGGGCAGAACCAGAGAAGAAACUCAAGCCCCUUUUAAGUGGAAUUUCCCAUGUACCAGCAUUAUUAAGGGGAGGCUAGGUUAGGGGACAGCUGGAAGGGGCGAGCUGCCUUUCGCUGGGAGCUGUCUUAGGUUAGAAGAUGGGAGCAGAAGGUCCCCAGUUUCUUGGGAAGGGGCCUUGGCUCACUUGCAUUUGAGCCUGUCCCAAGGCCUUAGGCUGAUCAUUCUGUGGGGAUGAGCCCCACCAGGUAGGGGCCAUGUUAGCCAUAGAUUGUCUUUCAGCACUGCUUCUCACGGGCUGGGGGCCUUUCUCCCCUUCCGCUACCAUGCAUCUCAGGGCCGCCUUCUGGUCGUAUUCUCAUGGACAAAGUCUUUGUUUGACACACUGUUGUAUUUACAGCGCAAUAAAGCUGCUCUGGUUUGGUUUCUUCAGUCAUCUCCCAACUACUGCCUCCUUGGGGGCCUGUUUUGCCAUUACCGGUCUUUCAGAUUCUGUUUUUGUUCCCUGCGUCCUAGUAAGGGAACAGAAAGGCUGGGGAGGGGUACGUGAAAGAGAUGAAGUGAGGAACUUCUUCAGUCCAUGCCAUGGACUUGCUGAUCCUUGCUGUGGUGUGUGCCCUGCAUGUGUGUGUCCCUGUGUCUGUUCGUGCCCAAUGUUAGCUCCAGAGUUUUCUCCACACCACUUCGGGGCUGAGCUGCACAAA
This is a messenger RNA of Fukomys damarensis (Damara mole-rat), 3639 nucleotides long. It is a transcript of the gene Sec31b, whose product is annotated as SEC31 homolog B, COPII coat complex component. The record is from RefSeq and is a predicted model, not a curated record. Lineage: Eukaryota; Metazoa; Chordata; Mammalia; Rodentia; Bathyergidae. Gene Ontology annotation, molecular function: structural molecule activity; protein binding. Gene Ontology annotation, biological process: intracellular protein transport; COPII-coated vesicle cargo loading; endoplasmic reticulum organization. Gene Ontology annotation, cellular component: endoplasmic reticulum exit site; COPII vesicle coat.